AUGAACUUAUUGCCAAGCGGGAUAUGUUUUUAUCUGUCUGUAGCAAUCUGCUGGUUCACGUCAAGGGUCGACUCAUCUUGGUGGUACAUGGGUACUCUCGGUUCGCAUGUGAUGUGCGACAACAUCCCGGGGCUAGUUAACAAACAGCGGCAAUUGUGCCGCCAGCAUCCAAAGGUAAUGCAAGUAAUCGGUGUUGGGAUUAAAGAUUGGAUUGAUGAAUGCCAGCAUCAAUUUCGGAACCAUCGAUGGAACUGUAACACCAUGGCGCGGGACCAUAAUGUUUUUGGAAGGCUUCUGCUCCGCAGCAGUCGUGAGGCCGCUUUUGUGUACGCCAUCUCUUCAGCUGGUGUGGUUUACACCCUCACCAGAGCCUGCAGCCAGGGAGAACUGGACACUUGCUCCUGCGAUCCAGGGAAAAAGGGCUCGUCCCGUGACGCUAUGGGGACCUUUGACUGGGGAGGCUGCAGUGACCAUGUUGACCAUGCCAUUAAGUUCACCCAGAAUUUCAUUGAUGCCAAGGAGAGGAGGGAGAGAGAUGCUAGGGCACUCAUGAACCUACACAACAACCGUGCUGGAAGAAGGGCAGUGAAACGCUUCCUGAAUCUAGAGUGUAAGUGCCACGGGGUGAGCGGUUCCUGUAGCAUGCGGACAUGCUGGCUGGCCAUGGCUGACUUCAGGCAGACUGGUGACUACCUGCGCAGGAAAUACAACAGCGCCAUCCAGGUGGUGAUGAACCAGUAUGGCACAGGCUUUACUGGCAUGUUCAGGAAGUUCAAGAGGCCCAGCAAGAAUGACCUGGUGUACUUUGAAGACUCGCCCGAUUACUGUAUAAGGGACUAUGAAUCUGGUUCCGUGGGUACGGGAGGACGUGUGUGUAAUCGAACUUCCCGUGGAGCGGACAGCUGUGAGGUGCUUUGCUGCGGACGAGGCUACGAUACAUCGCGAGUGAGUCGCACCACGAAGUGCGAGUGCAAGUUCCACUGGUGCUGUUCUGUGCAUUGCAGGGACUGCCAUGAGGAGGUAGAUGUACACACCUGCAAAGCCCAGUCCUGA
Messenger RNA from Chanos chanos (milkfish), 1053 nucleotides. It is a transcript of the gene wnt2, whose product is annotated as wingless-type MMTV integration site family member 2. The record is from RefSeq and is a predicted model, not a curated record. Gene Ontology annotation, molecular function: cytokine activity; frizzled binding. Gene Ontology annotation, cellular component: extracellular region. Bases 1 to 1053 code for a protein of 350 amino acids. Gene Ontology annotation, biological process: cell fate commitment; canonical Wnt signaling pathway; neuron differentiation. The transcript has 5 exons. Lineage: Eukaryota; Metazoa; Chordata; Actinopteri; Gonorynchiformes; Chanidae.